ACAAAUUUUAAAUAAACUGUUUCUUUUCUGCGCCAAAAUCUGUGUUGUUCCGUUAAAACAAAGCCAUCAUAUUUGUGUAUACACGUUUGCUUAUUAAAAAAAAAUUAAAUUUGUUUACAAUGACUAGACGAGGCACAGCUCGCACGCCACUUCCACUGAUCUCGCCUCAAAAACCUCAGACGAAGACUACGAAAAAACAUCAGAUAUGCCGUUCACCAAAAAUCAACCAACGGCCAGCAAAAUCGGUGUACACCAUGACUUCCCGUGAUUUUCAAAGAGAUACAAACGCACACGUAGAAGUAAUUGCUGAGCAUUUGAAAGAUUUUUGCUGCAUAAAUUUCUUUCAAGCGGCGAUAAUGCAUAACAAACACUUGUUUCGUGGACGCAAGGUUUUGGACAUAGGCUGUGGAGUGGGUAUUCUUUCGUUGUUUGCUGCCAAGGCAGGUGCAGCACAUGUAUAUGCUGUGGAUUCGUCAAAUGUAGUAGACUACACAGAACAAAUUGUAAGCGAUAAUGGUUAUGCCGACAUUAUUCAUGUGAUCAAAGGAUCAUUGGAGAAUAUUGUACUACCAGUUGAUGAAGUUGAUAUCAUUAUUUGUAAUUGGUUGGGAUAUUCAAUGUUAUUCCAAGCGGCUUGUGAUAUGGUAAUUUAUGCUCGGGACAAAUGGCUAAAUAAGGAAAAUGGCAUUAUAUUACCCGAUGUGGCCAAAUUAUUUAUGGCUGCAGUAGAGGACACCAAGCACAAGAAUGAACGUGUAGAAUGGUGGAACGAUGUGUAUGGUGUAAAUAUGAAAUGUGUGCGUAAUUUUGCAUUAUCCGAACCCUGUUUUCAGCAGGUGGAGCCGAAGCAGCUGAUAAGCACUCAAUUCGGCGUAAAGUAUCUCAACAUGUACACCGCCACAAAGAAAGACUUGAAAUUCCGUUGUAAAUAUAUGUUAGAAAUGCAACGUAGUGGAAACAUGGAUGGCAUCGUGACCUUUUUCCAUGUUUACUUUUCGAAGUCUCAUACAUCAAUGGGUUUAAGCACGGAUCCUUCUGUGUGGCGUACACAUUGGAUGCAGACCGUAUUUUUCUUCGACAAACCUGUGUAUGUCAAAGCCGGUGAACUUUAUUAUGGUGGCAUAGAAAUGUGUUCAGUUGGUAACGGUUGCGAUCUCAACAAUAUGGAGUUAAGCCUCGAAAUGUUCAGUGGAGACCCAGCUCAUCUGCACCUAGAAGCAGAAAUGCGCUGGAGGCUUAAACCACAUGCAGCCAUAAUAAAUGAAAGAAUUUUAGAAAAGAGUGAGGCAAGUGGAAAAAACAAAAUUAUUAAAGAUGAAAACCAAAUUAAUUCCGAUAAAAGUAAAACUGUGCUUGCACCAAAGAAAAGUGUUUGUGUAUCUAAAGAGCCAAUAACAAAAACAGUCGAAGUGAAAUCGGCAACAAUUGUACCUACCAGCGUAGAAAUAGGAAAUUACUCAUACCCCUGCAACGUAGUGAGGAGGAACAAAAAAGCAAAGAACUCAAAAAAAGGCUAAAUUAUUUUUAAAAAGUUUAAUAUUUCUAUUAUUUUUUUGAGUAUAUUAUAACUUCACAUAUGUACAUUUAUAUGAAAUGUUUUACACACUGAGAUAAGGCUGAAAUUUGGAUAACGAAUUAAACCAAAUUUAUCGUUACUAAAAGAAAAAAUUAUAGAGCAUUUAUUAAA
Messenger RNA from Bactrocera tryoni, 1687 nucleotides. RefSeq names its product protein arginine N-methyltransferase 1-like. NCBI's taxonomy places the organism in Eukaryota, Metazoa, Arthropoda, Insecta, Diptera, Tephritidae. The coding region runs from base 120 to 1517 and encodes 465 amino acids. Gene Ontology annotation, biological process: peptidyl-arginine methylation. Gene Ontology annotation, cellular component: nucleus. The transcript is spliced from 2 exons. The record is from RefSeq and is a predicted model, not a curated record. Gene Ontology annotation, molecular function: protein-arginine N-methyltransferase activity.